AUGCGGUACCUCGGUUUCAUUUUCUUCACGCAAAUCGGUAAGAGAGCGACGGAGAGACGGAGUGGAGAGACAGAGGAGACACAGUCAGAGCCAGACAGAGCACUCCUCCAGGACGCUGCGGGGAUCUGGUUUUUGGUAAUAUUACCGACCGACUAUCCCAUUUUCUAUCAAUUUACCGCAGACACCCUGCCCUCUAUUGCCAUGUCCGCCGCUCUCGAAACCGCGGUGAAGGCUUCAGAGCCCGCAUCACAGGCACCCAAGGGCAUGCGGAAAAAUGGCAAAAACUGGCACGGUACCAAAACACCCUUCCGCCCAACUGCCGGUCAGACGUCAUAUUUAAAACGCCUCGAGGAACGAAAGGCCCGUGACGUUAUGAAAGAAAGGGAAAAAGAAAUGAAAGAUGAGAAAGAGGCUGAGCGUCAGAGACGGAUACAGGCUAUCAGAGAUCGCCGGGCCGCCAAGGAGGAGAAGUUACGGUAUGAGAAGAUGGCGGAGAAGAUGCAUAGGAAACGAGUAGAACGGCUCAAGCGGAGAGAGAAAAGGAAUAAACUUCUCAAUUCUUGA
Messenger RNA from Paracoccidioides brasiliensis Pb18, 564 nucleotides. RefSeq names its product rRNA-processing protein CGR1. The coding region runs from base 1 to 564 and encodes 187 amino acids. The transcript has 3 exons. The record is from RefSeq and is a predicted model, not a curated record.